Molecule: messenger RNA, 1100 nt
Organism: Lepus europaeus (European hare)
Lineage: Eukaryota; Metazoa; Chordata; Mammalia; Lagomorpha; Leporidae
Gene: C1QBP
Product: complement C1q binding protein
Exons: 6
Coding region: 33-872 (279 amino acids)
Biological process (GO): cytosolic ribosome assembly
Cellular component (GO): mitochondrial matrix
Source: RefSeq, a predicted model, not a curated record
CGUCGCCGCACGUGUUUGCCGCCGUCUGCGCGAUGCUACCGCUGCUUCGCUGCGUGCCCCGCGCCCUGGGCCCCGCCGUCGCCGGCCUCCGCGCCGCGGCCCCGGCCCCGCCGCUCCGGCCGCUGCUGCUGCCCGCGCCCCGGCCUUGCGCCCGGCCGUUCGGGCUGCUCAGCGUGCGCGCGGGCUCGGUGCGGCGGCCCGGCCUCCUGCGGGCUCGCGAGCCCUGCUCCUGCGGCUGCGGCGCGCUGCACACGGAGGGAGAUAAAGCCUUUGUGGACUUCCUUACCGACGAGAUUAAGGAGGAGAAGAAAAUCCAGAAGCAUAAAGCCCUUCCCAAGAUGUCUGGAGGCUGGGAGCUGGAGGUGAACGGCACAGAGGCUAAACUCGUGCGCAGAGUGGCCGGGGAGAAGAUUACUGUCACUUUCAACAUUAACAAUAGCAUCCCACCAACCUUUGAUGGUGAGGAGGAGUCCUCACAAGGACAGAAGGCUGAGGAGCAGGAGCCUGAAUUGACAUCAACUCCGAAUUUCGUGGUUGAAGUUAUAAAGAAUGAUGGCAAGAAGGCCCUCGUGCUGGACUGUCACUACCCGGAGGAUGAGGUCGGACAAGAGGAGGAGGCUGAGAGUGACAUUUUCUCCAUCAGGGAAGUUAGCUUUCAGGCUUCCGGCGAGUCUGAGUGGAAGGACACCAAUUACACACUCAACACAGACUCCCUGGACUGGGCCUUGUAUGACCACCUGAUGGAUUUCCUGGCGGAUCGAGGGGUGGACAACACUUUCGCAGACGAGCUGGUGGAGCUCAGCACCGCGCUAGAGCACCAGGAGUACAUAACCUUCCUUGAGGACCUCAAAAGUUUUGUCAAGAGCCAGUAGAGUAGGGACAGCGAGACUUGUCUGGCAGGCUGUGGCCAGUGAACAGAACCUGCUCUGACCCCCAGACACCCGUGCGUUGCGACGGUUACCAUCCCAAUAUCAUGGAAAAUAGCAAAUUUAAAUUAUUACUGUUGCACUCUCAUUUUUUUUCUGUACAAACUUAUUACUUCUAGAUUUUUAUAUAACAUACAAUGAUGGACAAUAAAUUUGGUUUUAUCUCCUCCAAGG